Messenger RNA from Prunus armeniaca (apricot), 1275 nucleotides. NCBI's taxonomy places the organism in Eukaryota, Viridiplantae, Streptophyta, Magnoliopsida, Rosales, Rosaceae. The record is from the annotation of a GenBank genome assembly.
AUGCUACCAGCAGUUGAGAAACCGCGCGAUCAAGUGGCGAUUCUAAUCGAGCUUAAAGUGCGAGAAACGCCCUUAUUUUGGCCAGAUUGUUGUAUUUACAAAGUCCCCGAGAGAUUUCGCAAAGGAAAUGAAGAAUUCUACAAACCCUUGGUGGUCUCAAUCGGACCUUAUCACUUUCACCAAGGCAGUUUCCCGCAAAUGCAAAUCUUUAAACUCAAAUACUUAGAGGCCUUCUUGAGCCGAAACCAUCUCAGCUUAGACCAAUGCCUUGGCCUUGUGAGAACGUGGGAAGAAAUAGCCAGGCGUUAUUACGCCGACCCCAUUGACCUAAGCAGUGAUAAGUUUGCCGAGCUGAUGCUGGUGGAUGCAAUUUUUGUCUUGGAGCUUUUGCUUAGGUCCUGGUUUUCCAAAUAUGUAGACGAUUGCGAUCGAAUAUAUGGAAAGCUGCAUAUGAUUCAAGAUGUUAUGCAUGAUGUCAUAUUGAUUGAGAACCAAAUUCCCUUCUUUGUUCUUGAGGGUUUGUAUGACCUAGUUGAUAGCAGCUCCAAAGGAAAUUUCAAGUUGGUUGAGCUUACGCAUGAGUUCUUCAAGCGUUACGAGAAAAUUGACAUGUUUGGUGCUGGUCAUGCACCUGUGCCUGGAGUUGAACAUGGAGUACAGCAUUUUGUUGAUUUUAUAAGAUACUACUACUUGCCCCCACCGCCUAGGGAAGAUGUAAAUCACGAAAAGGUUUAUGAAAUCCCACCAAGCGUGACAAUGCUAGACGAUGCUGGAGUUAAGUUUGUGAGCACAAGCAAAACCUUCUUGCUUGACAUACAAUUCAACAACGGACGUCUUGUAAUUCCGAAGUUUACAGUAGAUGAUUUGACGGAAACUCUGUUGAGGAACCUGCUCGUCUUUGAACAGUGCCACGAUCACCACAUGAGGUAUAUUUCACAAUUUGUAUUCCUCAUGGGGUGCAUGAUGAGGACUUCAAAGGACGCGGACUUGCUCACUGAACAUGAAAUUAUUUCUAGCAUGUUGGGGAUUAACGAUGAGUUGUCCGCUCUAAUUAAUCGAAUUGGCCAAGGGGUUGGCUUCGAUGGGCGAACUUAUUAUUACCUAAGCCUUUCCAAAAAACUCAAUGCCUACUGCAAGGUCCCUUGGCACAAAUGGAAAGCAAAUUUGAAGCGCGACUAUUUCAACACUCCAUGGAAAUUUGCUUCCACCAUUGCAGCAAUUAUAUUCCUUGUGCUCACACUCAUACAAACCAUAUGCUCCAUCUUAUCCGUAUAG